AUGUGUUGUAACUACGGGAACACCUGUGGCUAUGGCUGUGGCUAUGGCUCCCGUUGUGGCUGUGGUUAUGGCUCAGGCUGUGGCUGUGGUUAUGGCUCAGGCUGUGGCUAUGGCUGUGGCUCAGGCUGUGGCUAUGGCUAUGGCUAUGGCUCAGGCUGUGGCUGUGGCUAUGGUUCAGGAUGUGGCUGUGGCUAUGGCUCCCGUUGUGGCUAUGGCUAUGGCUCAGGCUGUGGCUGUGGUUAUGGCUCAGGAUGGGGCUGUGGAAAAGGCUCCUGCUGUGGCUUUGGAUAUGGCUCUGGCUCUGGCUGCUGUGGCUCCCGGCCAUUUUGCUACCGAAGAUGUUAUUCUUCUUGCUGCUAG
Molecule: messenger RNA, 360 nt
Organism: Mustela lutreola (European mink)
Lineage: Eukaryota; Metazoa; Chordata; Mammalia; Carnivora; Mustelidae
Product: keratin-associated protein 21-1-like
Exons: 1
Coding region: 1-360 (119 amino acids)
Source: RefSeq, a predicted model, not a curated record